Messenger RNA from Mya arenaria, 2471 nucleotides. RefSeq lists its product as uncharacterized. NCBI's taxonomy places the organism in Eukaryota, Metazoa, Mollusca, Bivalvia, Myida, Myidae. Bases 282 to 1781 code for a protein of 499 amino acids. The transcript has 8 exons. The record is from RefSeq and is a predicted model, not a curated record.
UAUACGUUUAAGAACCUUUAACCUUAUUGUCUGUGAAAAACCACUGAUGAUUUGUCUAUUUUAUUACCAUAAACAUUUUAAGUAGUCGGUGAAGGCAUUUAGCAAUUAGAAUUAUAUAAUGAAAUGGAGAGUUUAAAAACCGACUAUCGUUUUUCACACGUGAAUCACGGACCUUUAAAUAGUUCUUUGUCAAAGAAACUGGAUUCCUUAUUCUGAUUUUUUUUCCAGAAGAUUUAUACCACUUGUGCUUGAAAGUUGUGCAUGUAGUUAUAGUCAUUGAAAUGAGUUUUUUCGUGCAAUUGCUGGCUUUUCAUAUUGUCCAUGGGACUUUUGCCCUUGGUACUUUAUACAAAAGCACCGCUUCUUGUUUCGGCGUUACCACACCAGCAAGUAAUUUUAUGUCUUCUUCGUGUCCACCGGGAGAAGUAAUUGCAAUAAAGACUUUUACCGUCGCCUACAAAACAGCGGCACUGAAUUGCACUUUGGACAACGUUCGCAUCCAAAAUCAGUUUCAACUUUGUUGUUCGAACAUAACCGAACAAGACUGCCAAAUGUCAUAUAAUAUUCAUCCCAAUAAUGCAGUUCAGUAUAUAGAAAAUUGCAAUGGUAGGCGUAGUUGCAACGUGAUGGCUACUAGUGUUAUAUCACAGGAAUGUAUUGGAAUACCUGACCAUCCAAACUACAUGCAUAUAAACUACUAUUGCAUACCUGAGACGAGUAUUCUUAGCAGCAUGUCAGGAACGAUAACCUCUACGAGCUUAGGGCCGCAUGUUUAUCUGCAAAGUCCCGGUUUCAACAACGUUCAGAAGAUCCCGUCGGGAAAAUCUCUGACUUGCUCUGUCCACACGUGUGAUAUGGGCUCAAAACUCUCUAUAACACUGUGGCAGAUUGUGAUGGAAAACAAGUGGGGUCAAUGCCAACAAAGACUUAUUGUGAGACGACCCGACGGUAUCAUUAUCGGUAUUUGGAACUGUCAAAAUAACACAGCUUCGCCGAAAACAUUGCAAACAAGCGAACAGUAUCUUAUCAUUCAGCUAGAGAACAGCCUUACAUCUGAUUUGGGCUCGUUUUGGCUAGGAUUUGCUGGAUCCUCCCCGGAUGGUAGGGUAACAGUCUCGUGUCCUCCUGAAACGAAUCCAUGUGCUGGUGUCUCUUCAACAAUAUAUUCAACAUCGACACCUAUGACGACCACCACCAAAGCAACAACAACAAUGGAUUCAACAACUACACCAAUGACGCCGACCACCACAACCACAACCACUACCACCACCACCACAACAACAACAACAACAGAUUCAACAUCUACACCAAUGACGCCGACCACCACCACCACCACAACAACAACAGAUUCAACAUCUACACCAAUGGUGACGACGCCCACCACCACAGCAACAGCAUCGAUCUCAACGACUGCUGGACAAUCCAGCACUUCAAAUAUAACAGAAGAGAAUACAACAUCAAUAAUAAAUGUAGAAACUUUAUCCAAUUCGAAAACAACUUUGGGGUCAACACUAUUGGACACAUCAACUACACCAAAACAUAAAAAAGGUUUGAGGAACGCAAGUAUUGGUAUCGUCGUAGGAGGAGUAGCGGGUUUUGGUCUUAUUGCUUUUAUGCUUUCGAUCGUUUUUAUUCGAAGGAGGAUAAAUAAUGGAAAGGCACAUCGAACUGCACAAGCAUCAGAAUCAAAUAGGAAUACCAACGGAACGACAAACCCUAGUUACGCACCUUCAAGUUCAUCAUACUGCAUGGUUGGUAGAAUUGCCGGGGGCGCAAGCUAAAGGACCAUCUUCAUUCCUACCCGAAUUAGCAACAUUUUAAGAUGGCUAUAUGCAGAUAUUUGACUUAUAUAAAUGCUAGUAGGGUAAUAUUUUGGUGUCAACAUUGUUCAGAUAGUAUAGUUAUUGUUUUAUACCUACAUUAGUCUGCCUCGUCGUUUUUUUCUCAAACAGGCGUUCACCGAUUUACGCUGGCGGUGCUUAACGAGAUUGAACAAGUUGUGUGACGGAAAUCAGCAUACGCUGUAGAGAAUGAAGUGCUCGCGGAGGUUAAGCAUGUGAUAGAAAUGUCGCAGCAAAUGAUUCGUUGUAACGGAAUAAAGGUUGUAUACUCCUGAAAAGGUCCAUGCAACUACCAUGACUUUAUCCCUUUGGCACUCCUCGCAAAUUAAACUAAACUUUGGUAGUCUGUUCGAUACCCUAAAAAUUGAAAAAAAUAAUCUUAACGUGAAAAUUGUGAUGAAAAGUACUUGAUCAGGAAAGGUUCCCGCCCCUUCUGCUAGUUCUUUUGCUAUCUUUUUCCCAACACGCAUUGGUUUAAACUGUGUUUUUCCUGACCUUUUGUUAUUUUAUUUCAAAUUGUGUGUGUGUGCUUUGCGGAGAUUUCGUUGUCCCUGCAACUCUGAAUGUUUGAAUAAUUGUUUUUACCAUGCAAAGAUGUCAAAUACACACACAUAAAAAACUACUCUUAAA